GAAGAAAGAAUAGUUUAGAAGGACCAGGUUGAGAAUGGAUGCAAAGACAUAUUCAACAGCGCUUUUACUGCUGUUUUGCUGUCAACACAUAAGCUCCAAGGAAUCAAUUAGAAUUAGACGAGACACAGAUAAAAGAACAGACGAAAUUGUAGAAGAAAAAAGAAAAUUUGACUCGAUCGGUAGACAUGGAAUGUCAGGAUUUGUGAAAAGACGAUUUGACUCGAUAGGGAAUGCCGGGGGAUUCUCUAGCUUUGUAAAGAAAAAUGAUGCAGAUGAUGAUAAAACCAAACGUGGAUUUGAUCGAAUAGGAUCAGCUGGUUUAAGCGGAUUUGUUAAGCGACAAUUUGAUUCUAUAGGCGGAGGCAGAAUGAGUGGAUUUGUGAAAAAAGACGACGACUUACAAAAACGUCGGUUUGAUUCUAUAAGCGGAGGUGGAAUGAGCGGCUUUGUAAAAAAGGACGACGAGGACAUGGAAAAACGGCGAUUCGAUUCUAUAAGCGGAGGUGGUAUGAGUGGAUUUGUCAAAAAGGACGACGAAGACAAGGAAAAACGGCGAUUUGAUUCUAUAAGCGGAGGUGGUAUGAGUGGCUUUGUCAAAAAGGACGACGAAGACAUGGAAAAACGGCGAUUCGAUUCUAUAAGCGGAGGUGGUAUGAGCGGAUUUGUAAAAAAGGACAUGGCUAAAAGAAGAUUUGAUUCAAUCAGCAGAGGUGGAAUGAGCGGAUUUGUCAAGAAGAACGACGAUAACAUAGAUAAACGACGAUUUGAUUCAAUUAAUGGCGGCCGAAUGAAUGGUUUUGUUAAAAAGGACACAGACAAACGGCGAUUUGAUUCAAUUAGUGGAGGCGGAAUGAGCGGGUUUGUUAAAAAAGAGGCAGAAAAACGACGAUUUGAUUCAAUUAGUGGAGGGGGUAUGAGCGGGUUUGUUAAAAAGGACGCAGAAAAACGACGAUUCGAUUCAAUUAGUGGAGGGGGAAUGAAUGGUUUUGUUAAAAAGGACACAGACAAACGGCGGUUUGAUUCAAUUAGUGGAGGCGGAAUGAGCGGGUUUGUUAAAAAAGACGCAGAAAAACGACGAUUCGAUUCAAUUAGUGGAGGGGGUAUGAGCGGAUUUGUUAAAAAGGACGCAGAAAAACGACGAUUCGAUUCAAUUAGUGGAGGGGGAAUGAGUGGGUUUGUAAAGAAGUCCGACGACGAUAUUGAAAAACGUCAUUUUGAUUCAAUUUCUGGCGGCAGAAUGAACGGGUUUGUUAAAAGGGACAAUUCAGAACAUACCAAUAAAAGCGAUAUGGACAAACGGCGAUUUGAUAGAAUUGGUUACGGUUUUAGCAGCUUUGCAAAACGACAAUUUGAUCCUAUAUCUCGUGGGUCAGGUUUAAACAGCUUUGUUAAGCGGCCCUUUGACGGAAUCUCUAGAGGAGCAGGAUUUGCUAGUUUUGCUAAGCGACAUUUCGAUUCUAUACAUGGCGGAUAUGGUUUAAGUAGCUUUGCAAAAAGAAGGUUCGAUUCAAUAAACAAUGGUCGCCUUUCAUCAUUUAACAAAAAAAGUUUUGACUCAAUACAGAGAGGUGGAAUGCGAGGAUUUGUCAAGAAAGAUUCACUUGAAAUUUAAACAAGUAUAUUUAUAUGCAUAGACAAUACAUUCGUUAAACGUCAUCUGUGUUUUUGUUUAAUCGGUAUAAUGAGGAAUAAUUAACUGUGAUACGACAAUGUUUAAUCUAAAAGGUUGUUUUGGAUUAACAUCUAUGAUAUUGUUGGAGAAAUGUGAUUAUAAUGGAGCCGUUAUAUAUACCAUAUAGGUUUUGUAAUAAUUGAAUUAACAACGAAUUAAUUUGCAAAUAAAUUUAAGAGCUGUUAAUAUACUAUGAUAAAUUGGAGAAAUAAAAAAUAUAUAUAUAAGAUAAGAGUGUAAAAACAGCAAUGAUAAAAAAGAAAAAUUUACAAAUAGACUUUUUUUUUAAACCCUUAGACAAAAGUCUAUAUGAAAUAUUUUUCUUAAUUUCUGUGAGCUAAAACUUACUAUAAGAGUAGUGUAUUUCAAAAAUAUUUGAAAAAGUUUAGAUAUGCAAUAAGGGGUAAGAAAGUGUCAGAAUUCCAUUUACAAUGUUUAUCGGUCUUAGAAUAUUUUAUAUAAUGUACAAAUGUACAGACAGAACGUAAAUACUUAUUUAUGAUAUUUUGUUGUUAUUUUGAAAGUUUGUCUACAGAUAUACUUUUACAUUGCCAUAUUGUUCACUAUUUUUGAUCAAGUAAAUGAGACAA
This is a messenger RNA of Mytilus californianus (California mussel), 2262 nucleotides long. RefSeq lists its product as uncharacterized. Lineage: Eukaryota; Metazoa; Mollusca; Bivalvia; Mytilida; Mytilidae. Bases 35 to 1612 code for a protein of 525 amino acids. The record is from RefSeq and is a predicted model, not a curated record. The transcript has 3 exons.